AUGCGGAUAUGUACUGCUCUAAUAGUUUAUAGUAUUGCUUUCACUUCAGCUCAAGUUAUCACUUCAGCAAAUAAUAAAACUACAUCAAAUUCCUCUAAUAAUGAAACGGAAGUACUGACUCCUGAGAUAGUUAAGCCAUCUGUUCCUCCACCUGGUGCAGGAAACAUCACCGGGGUCAGAAUGCCUAGCAUUUUUGGUAUGAGAGUGGAACUUCCGGCUGAUGAUCCUUUCGGAUAUGAUAAACAUGGAGUAUGUAUUGUUACGCCAGAUGAACCUUUUAAAGUAGUAAUUUAUGGAAAUCACUUGGAUAAAAUAGCUCAACUCAUAUUCACUCUAACUAACAAUUGCUCAGAAGCAACACACAUUGUGGAUGCAACUAAUAACUUUAUAAUUCACUUUACUCACAAAGCAACUUUCCAACUAACCCUGCCACCUGUACCCGAGAAUGUACAUGCCUACAAGAUGUGUGUAAAACCUAAAGGACUUCUACCUUCGCAAAACUUUGAAAUGACAGUUUUGGAAGAUGUAUCUACAUGGAUAACAACUGAGAAACCCCCUAAGGAGUAUUUACUGCCUCUUCCACUACAGAUUGCCGUUGUAUGUCUCUUGUUAUGUUUAUCAGCUCUGUUUUCUGGUUUGACCCUUGGCCUCAUGUCUCUGACACCUCAAGAGUUGGAACUAGUCAUGAAAAGUGGUUCACCAAGCGAACAAAAAUAUGCAGAAGCGAUUCUCCCAAUUAGAAAAAAAGGAAACCAACUCCUAUGUGCACUUCUUAUGGGAAAUGUCAUUGUGAACGCGGGUAUAUCCAUCUUGUUCGGAGAACUAACAACGGGAUUAUUAGCCCUUAUUAUCUCAUCGGCAGGAAUCGUUAUAUUCGGAGAGAUUAUUCCUCAGAGUUUUUGUGUUAAGAAGGGAUUAGCCGUCGGUGCUCAUACGAUUUCGGUAACUCAAAUUAUUAUGUUUAUAACAUGGCCGCUGGCCUAUCCGAUCAGUCGUUUACUGGAUUGUCUAUUGGGAGAGGAAUAUCAAUCGUAUGAUCGAAAGCGUUUGAUGGAGUUGAUUCGUAUGUCUAUUAAAUCUGACAACGGACAACUUUCGAACGAACUCAAAAUCGCUGUUGGUGCUAUGGAGAUAGCUGACAAAGUAGUUGAAAAUGUUAUGACGAAGAUAUCGGAUGUUUUCAUGUUACCAGACACAACAGUUUUGAACGCAAUGACUGUUGCAGAGAUUGUAAAGAUGGGUUAUACUCGAAUUCCUGUGUACUCCGAUGGAGACAAAAACAAUGUAACAGAUAUACUAUUUGUGAAGGACUUAGCUUUGCUAGAUCCUGAUGACAACUUUACUAUUCAUACAGUAUGUGGAUAUCAUAAGCAUCCGGUUAAGUUUGUAUUCAACGACACUCCAUUGAGCAUCUUGCUGGAAGCUUUCAAAAAGAAAUUGAAAAACCAGGGUGAUGGCCAUCUGGCUAUGGUCAAGAAGUUAGUCGGUACUGAAGACCACGAUCCAUCUUAUGAACUAGUUGGUGUUGUAACUCUAGAAGAUAUAGUUGAAGAAAUAUUACAAGCUGAAAUCAAUGAUGAAUUUGAUAUUGUAUCAGACAAUGUUAACAAAAUCAAAAGAGAAAGGAAGCAGGUGGGCCGAAAAAACAGUGAUAUCGUGAAGUUCUUGAAUGAUAAAGAGGCUCCCCAGGUUCAGAUAUCUAUGCAGCAACAAAUCGUGGCAUUACAAUGGCUAGUCUCCAACGAAGUAGCUUUCAGUACGAAAUACAUUGACACCAACGUAUUGGAACGCUUAAUCAAAAAUAGUGCUAGAAGAGUAGAUGUGUCGGCACUCAUGGCUAUGGCACACGAUCAGGUUAACUUGCCUAAAUUAGCUCGAUUGUACACGAAAGGUGAAAUGAGUGACAGAUUUGUUUUGGUUCUUGAAGGACGAGUUCAAGUGACGAUCGGUCAAAGUGGAAUGAUGUUCGAAGCUGGUCCAUGGCACUGCUUCGGAAAGGAAGUUCUGGAUAAGUUGGUUCAAGGAGCUGCUACAUUAUCACGGAGCACAUCUAUCGUUGAUAUCAAUGAUUUAUCAUGUCGUCGUCCUGACCUGAUGUUCGACCCAGACUACACAGUAGUUGUUAAGGAAGAAUGCACAUACUUGGAUAUCAAUGUUGCUGCUUAUAUAAAUGCUUUCAAAUCAUCAUUGAUGCAACGAGAAAGAGAUCGUGACGACGGUUCCUAUGAUGGUAAUUCACGUACUCCUUCACCCACCCGUAAGAAGAGCAUGCUAGGGUCACCUAUACAAGAUCCUUCCGCUUUACUAAUUCCAAAAAUGCAACAAGUAAACGAUGCUCGGGAAGCAGUAAAAGUAUUGAAUGAGCAAAUGCAUCAUAGCAAAAUAGAUGAGGAAGAGAUGGAGUUGCUCUCAAAGGAAGAAGUUUAG
Auanema sp. JU1783 is the source of this 2427-nucleotide messenger RNA. The record is from the annotation of a GenBank genome assembly. NCBI's taxonomy places the organism in Eukaryota, Metazoa, Nematoda, Chromadorea, Rhabditida, Rhabditidae.